CCCGCCCGCCGGAAAACUGAGGACAUGAAUAGUCGCCAGGCUUGGCGGCUCCUGCUCUCCCAAGGCAGAGGGGAUCGUUGGGUUUCAAGCCCCCGCGGGCAUUUCUCGCGGGCCCUGCGGAGAGGUGAGGCAAGGUGUCGUGUCAUAGAUGUCUGAGUGCUCUCUAAGGAGACGAUGCCCGUGGGUGGCGCUUGCUGGAGCGAACGCGCCUGCUCGAGCGAACUGGAAGAGAAGGUGCCACGCCUUCCUCCCCGAUUCACGCCUUGUGCUGGCGACACAGCUGCCUGCUGCCCCGACUUGCCCAGCUCGCCCCAAGGGGCGAGGACUGAGGAAAUCAGUGCCUUUCUGUUCUUAAAGCGAACCUUUGAAGGCCAGGGCUUCGCGCCCAGCUUCUUUCUCAGCCCUUGUUUCCCUUUUUUGGUGACAAGAGGCUAGUAAUCUGGUAGGUUUGUCUGGAGGCAGCGUAAGGUAGUCUGUGCUUGACGGUGUCCUGAUUUCUUUUGUGGCCUGAUCUUUAGAUAUUGUUUUUUUAGGUGCUGGCCUCGAGCCCAGGUUUUUGGUAGACAGCAUCAUAAAUUUCAGGUCACGUCUGCCUUAUUCUCGCUGGAAUUCUCAGUACUUUUCAGUCACAUUGUAGACUUUGGAAAAAAAAGUGAAUACUGGAACCUACAAGUUUCCAACCGGUUGGCACCCUGUUAACAGGGUGUCCUGAAGACAUCUAACUUUAUUCCGAGAAAUGUUUCUAGGGCUAGGUUUUUCUUGUCGUUUUUUACCCCCCGUUUUUAAACUUCCCUCCUAGUUUUUAAACCGUUUUAAGGUUGUCCACAAAAUAGGCGAAUAGGCACCUCUUAUCAACCUUAGCAUUCUCUGUUCACCUUCUUGAAUCUUCAGUGCCAGAUUUCUUCACCACCACAUCCAAGGAGGGAUAUGAUAGGCGGCCAGUGGAUAUAACUCCUUUAGAACAAAGGAAAUUAACUUUUGAUACCCAUGCAUUGGUUCAGGACUUGGAAACUCAUGGAUUUGACAAAACACAAGCAGAAACAAUUGUAUCAGCAUUAACUACUUUAUCAAAUGUCAGCCUGGAUACUAUCUAUAAAGAGAUGGUCACUCAAGCUCAACAGGAAAUAACAGUACAACAGCUAAUGGCUCAUUUGGAUUCUAUCAGGAAAGACAUGGUCAUCCUAGAGAAAAGUGAAUUCGCAAAUCUGAGAGCAGAGAAUGAGAAAAUGAAAAUUGAAUUAGACCAAGUUAAGCAACAACUAAUGCAUGAAACCAGUCGAAUCAGAGCAGAUAAUAAACUGGAUAUCAACCUAGAAAGGAGCAGAGUAACAGAUAUGUUUACAGAUCAAGAAAAGCAACUUAUGGAAACAACUACAGAAUUUACAAAAAAGGACACUCAAACCAAAAGUAUUAUUUCAGAGACCAGUAAUAAAAUUGACGCUGAAAUUGCUUCCUUGAAAACACUGAUGGAGUCUAACAAACUUGAGACAAUUCGUUAUCUUGCAGCUUCGGUGUUUACUUGCCUGGCAAUAGCAUUGGGAUUUUAUAGAUUCUGGAAGUAGUAGUAAUGCUCAUACUGCCAUGGCUGUUGGCUUCUUAGAACACCAAACCAGGAGAGAUUUACUUUGAACAUUGUCAGUUGCAGCAAAAAUUUACUACACAAGAUUAUUCAAAGUAUAUAUGGACUAAAAGAAGAAUAUUUUAGAAAGAGAUAGUUUGUCUUUAUUGUGUGUGUCUUUAGAAUAUUGAAAAGCUGUCAUUCAGACCUGGUUUGAGAUAGAAGAGCAUUUCGUCCUUUUUGAUAGUUCAUAGACAUCGAACCAGAGGUUCCUUGUGUUUGCUUGAACAAUUGUGUAAAUCAUACAGGAUUUUUGUUGGUAUUGGUUGAAUAUUUGAAAACUAUUCCCUAGCCUACAUAUUUAUUACUGAAUUAACUUUCCUGAUAACCAUUGCAUAAUUACAUUUUUUCUAUAAAAUAAAAGAUUAUUACAACAAA
This is a messenger RNA of Rhinopithecus roxellana (golden snub-nosed monkey), 1996 nucleotides long. It is a transcript of the gene CCDC90B, whose product is annotated as coiled-coil domain containing 90B. Gene Ontology annotation, cellular component: mitochondrion. NCBI's taxonomy places the organism in Eukaryota, Metazoa, Chordata, Mammalia, Primates, Cercopithecidae. Bases 1101 to 1562 code for a protein of 153 amino acids. The record is from RefSeq and is a predicted model, not a curated record. The transcript has 9 exons.